AUGAAGGCGCUCAGGCGAAGCAUAAAGGGAGAGAAGGAAAACAAGGCCCAACAUAUAUCAAUUGCUCCCAAGCAAGCCAUAUCUAUUGUUCCUCCGAAAAAGGUAAUCCGCGCACUCUACGACUACGAGGCGCAGUCAAACCAGGAAUUAGGAUUUCAAAAGGGCGACUUUUUCCACGUUAUCGGCCGCGAAAAUGAUACAGAUUGGUACGAAGCAUGUAAUCCUGCAUUGCCAGAUGCCCGAGGAUUGGUGCCAGUAGCUUUUUUCCAGGCUCUGGGUAAAACUGAGAGAGACAGCGGACAAUCCGACACGUCGCCGCAGCUUGUGAGAUUACCUGAUCAUGACUCUGGAUACUCCGAUACCUCUGGCUCGGGCACUUUGGUCGGGGUAGACUCGCAACGCGCGUCGAAAUCAAGUCCUAAAGGGCAAGGCGCGAUGGUAUAUGGAAUUGUAAUGUACGAUUUUGCCGCGGAGCGUCCGGACGAGCUCGAUGCAAAGGCGGGAGAAGCAAUUAUUGUCAUUGCACAAUCGAACCCUGAGUGGUUUGUUGCUAAGCCUAUUGGAAGGUUGGGAGGUCCCGGACUCAUCCCAGUGUCGUUCAUCGAAAUCAGAGACAUGACGUCUGGCCAGGCCGUACCAGAUGCGCAUGAGGCCGUCCAGCGAGCGGGUGUUCCAAAGGUAGAGGAGUGGAAGAAGAUGGCCGCGGACUACAAAAAUAGCAGCAUCACCCUUGGGAAAUUUGAGGUACCCAAUUCUCAGCAGCAGGGAUUGGAGCAAGGCAUGGAUAGAUUGAGUCUUCAGCAACAGCAGAACAGUCGGCAAAGCCAGCAAAAUGGCCAGGGCUAUACUCAACCAGCAGCUCGACAGUCGCAGCAAGCUAGACCUCCCCAACAAGCCCAACAACAACAACCACAGCAGGCAUUGUAUGCCGCGAAAUCAAGCUCACAACUCUAUGCCCCAAUAUCGGCGCGAAUACCUCGAUACUGUUUUGCUGAGGAUAAAUACUGGUUCACAAUUGAGGCGGCCCUUGAGGAUGGGCGACAUUGGGAGCUUUCCCGAUACUAUGAAGAUUUCUACGAUUUCCAGAUUGCUCUUCUAACGGAAUUCCCGGCAGAGGCAGGCAACACCGGUACCCAGAAGCGGACGCUGCCAUACAUGCCAGGGCCAGUUAACUAUGUCACGGAUGCUAUUACCGAGGGAAGACAGCACAAUUUGGAUGCAUAUGUCAAGAACCUCCUGACCCAGCCACCAUACAUUUCAAGGUGUACGCUCGUGAAGCAAUUCUUCGCGCCACGGGAAGGCGAUUAUGAGAUUGAUCCAAAUGCUGCUAACGAAGAGUAUCGAUUAUCUGGAGGAUCGCAACACUCAUCAAAUGCUCCAAGCAAUGGGGCAUCACGACAGUCAUCACGUGGAAAUUUGAACCAUCAGCGCAACCAGCCUUCGCUCUCGGUCAAUGGAGCGGGUCAAGGACAACCACGCCAGGUAUCAUCUCUUUCGCAGCCAUCUAGCACAUCGCUGUCCCCCGGUGUCAAUGGUGGCCAGCCCCCAUCUGCGAUGAAAGUCAAGAUUUACUUUGGGGAUGAUCUUAUCGCUAUCCGCGUGCCCACAGACAUUCAAUACCCACAACUUCAUGACAAGAUCCGGGAUCGUUUAAAGAUUCCACCAGGCGAGGAGAUCGUGCUAUCCUACAAGGAUGAAGCAAGCGGAGAAAGACCUACUUUGAUGAGCAACAACGAUCUUGAUGUUGCCCUUACACGGAAUGACAAGCUCGUUAUCUAUGUGGAAUAUAGUUGA
This is a messenger RNA of Glarea lozoyensis ATCC 20868, 1794 nucleotides long. Its product is annotated as PX. Gene Ontology annotation, molecular function: protein binding; superoxide-generating NADPH oxidase activator activity; phosphatidylinositol binding. The coding region runs from base 1 to 1794 and encodes 597 amino acids. The record is from RefSeq and is a predicted model, not a curated record. Gene Ontology annotation, biological process: superoxide anion generation. NCBI's taxonomy places the organism in Eukaryota, Fungi, Ascomycota, Leotiomycetes, Helotiales, Helotiaceae. The transcript has 4 exons.